CUGGUGCGAUAAGUUGAAGUGAGAAAACAUAUCUCACUUGUCUCACUUCAACUUAUUGCACUAAGUUCAGCAGUGCAGCAGCAAAGAACAGACCGAAGGAAAAUGCCGGCGUGGCUGCUCUCACGUUUCUCCCCGGCGUUGUGUUGUCAUUAUAUUCUCAUUUUAUGUUGGAUGAACGAUCAAGGUUGAAUAACGCGAUAGCGCCGAUAACGCGCUCCCCGAUCGCAGCAUUUAUCUUAAGUGUUGAACGAUGCUUGUCUUGAGUUUAAUCUAGGAAGAGUUUUGUAUGUCACCGAUGACUAAAGAAACCAUUGUAUAAUGAAAGUUGUAUAAAAAUUAUAUAAUAAAAAAAUCCGUAUAAUAUAAAAAAUAAACAACUGAUAAUUUAGGUGAGGAUUUGGGGCGUGAAACAUCGUCCGAAAAGUAUAAGUCAAGUGUUCUGCUGAGGCCUUAGGAUUAUCAGUGCCUAUUUAUAGACAGUAAUUGAUAACGGUAUUUUUUUCACUGUUUAAUACUCGCCCGAUACAUUCAUUUCACCUCCUUCGGUCUCGGUGUUAGCAUUAAUUCUCAAGAUGGAAAAGGUGCCUUUGGAUUCAGACAAGCUGAAAAUUACGAAGAGGCCGCUACAUCAACCACCUCUCGAUGAAUUAAUGAGUGUUUUGAGAGAAGGAUUGGCUGCAAACUUCGAGGAAGUCAGUGUUGAGCUUGGUACUUGUCCACAAGACUGCGAGAGGAAGCCUAGUCGAUAUGAUUUAUGCGGGAAUCCGAUUAUUCUGGGGAUCGGCGGCCCGGCGUACCUCCUGCCUCUUCCCCAGAAGGACAAGUUGUACAAUAUUGAAGGGAUACUGCGCCGCAUAGAUUACCGUGGAAAUGCUUUCGUUAUAGGAGCGGGAGCUGGACUAUGGCCGCGUAUAUCCGAUGGUGGUAAUUGUGAAGCUGUUGUACACCAUCAUAUAGACACACGGGUGGGUUCGGUGAUAAACAAUUCGCGUUACGCAUAUGUGGAUAAAUCUACCGGAGAAUGUGUGGUUCCUCAGCAAAUAGGUGAUAAUGAACAGCACCAAGCGAUUAUGCCGUUGUUGGCUGAUUUGUAUGUGAGCGAGGGUGAACCAGGCACGGUUGUAAAAGUAUGCGCCAAAACGCGCACCGGAAAGUCAGAUUUUAUAACAAGUAUGCAGAAGGCAUUAGCAAAUCAUUACAAGGACAAGCUUGUUGGUUUAGGUGGUAUGUUUACUAUGAGGAACGGAAAGAUAAGACAGCACGUUAUGCAAGAUUAUUCAGAUAUUCCAUUGACUACUGAGGCCAAACUUAACAAUUGGUUACGUUUUUAUGAGAUGGAAACUCCUCUGACAGCUGUUGGCAUAUUUGUCAGUGCUGAAACGGACUUGGAUCUCAGGGUUCAACAUUUCCAUAGUUACGCUCAUAACAAUAAAGAAGCGGGACAUUAUCAUAUCGAUACAACACCGGAUACUAUCGAGUACGAGGGUUAUUUUAAUGUAGCGGGUACAUUUUAUCGCGUCGACCAACCACCCAAUAGAUUGCAGUUUGGGAAAGACUGAUUGCGCGUAAAAUAUAUGUAGCUCGAAUGUAAUGGGUAAUAUUUUAUCAAGAAAUUUUACAGUAAGUUAACGAAAUUGCUGCGCCAAAAGAAUACAGAAGAUAUACUAUUUUUGUUACAUAUAAUAGAGCAUCUCUUAGAAGAUAUUUGACGUGGUUGUUAAGUUUCUAGAGAUAUUAUUUUAUAAUCGUUUUAAACUAAUCUCUCAUCAAUUAACUUUUUAUUUUUCGCGCGCGCAUGCGCGAGUAACCAACAAUAA
Molecule: messenger RNA, 1817 nt
Organism: Dinoponera quadriceps
Lineage: Eukaryota; Metazoa; Arthropoda; Insecta; Hymenoptera; Formicidae
Product: ester hydrolase C11orf54 homolog
Exons: 6
Coding region: 573-1559 (328 amino acids)
Cellular component (GO): nucleus
Molecular function (GO): hydrolase activity, acting on ester bonds; zinc ion binding
Source: RefSeq, a predicted model, not a curated record